AUGUCUGGAAGAGGCAAAGGCGGGAAAGGACUCGGCAAAGGAGGCGCGAAGCGUCAUCGCAAGGUUUUGCGUGAUAACAUCCAGGGAAUCACCAAACCCGCCAUCCGUCGUCUCGCUCGUCGUGGUGGUGUUAAGCGUAUCUCCGGUCUGAUCUAUGAGGAGACUCGCGGUGUAUGGCGAGUGAUUGCUGCCAAUUCAAAGCCUAACCUGGAGAAGGAUAAGGAGCAGCCUAACCUUCCGUCGCCGCCAGGACUGCAGACGGAAGACCGGCGCGGUGUGUUGAAGGUGUUUUUGGAGAACGUUAUUCGUGACGCCGUCACCUACACCGAACACGCCAAGAGAAAGACCGUCACCGCCAUGGAUGUCGUUUAUGCUCUGAAGCGUCAGGGUCGCACUCUGUACGGUUUCGGAGGUUAA
Misgurnus anguillicaudatus (oriental weatherfish) is the source of this 417-nucleotide messenger RNA. The record is from RefSeq and is a predicted model, not a curated record. NCBI's taxonomy places the organism in Eukaryota, Metazoa, Chordata, Actinopteri, Cypriniformes, Cobitidae.